This is a messenger RNA of Aureobasidium melanogenum CBS 110374, 924 nucleotides long. Its product is annotated as manganese and iron superoxide dismutase. NCBI's taxonomy places the organism in Eukaryota, Fungi, Ascomycota, Dothideomycetes, Dothideales, Saccotheciaceae. Gene Ontology annotation, biological process: superoxide metabolic process. The record is from RefSeq and is a predicted model, not a curated record. The coding region runs from base 1 to 924 and encodes 307 amino acids. The transcript has 3 exons. Gene Ontology annotation, molecular function: metal ion binding; superoxide dismutase activity.
AUGGUUCUACACACAUUAGCACGCUCAAGAAGCGCAUGGGCUCCCUUGGUUGAAUCGCGCAUCAGCGCGAGACAAUUCCAUGCCUCAAUAUCGAGAUCGCUUCAUGAGGUCCCCAACCUGAUCUACAAGGAGGAGUUUGAGGCAAAGGGUAUCGCUGGCUUCUUGAGCAAGGAAUCCUACGACAUUGCAUACAACAAGAACAUGGCUUUCCUCGUCGACCGUUUGAACAAAGCCACAAAAGGCUCCGACCAUGAGAACUCGACCACCAAGCAACUCGUCCUUUCCUUUGCCCGCAACCCCUCCAUGGCCGCCGUCUUCUCCGCUGCCAGCAUGGCCCACAACACGCAUUUCUUCUUCGAUUCGCUGUCGCCCUCGCUGGAUACCAACAGCCUCGAUAACUACCCCCUCCUCAAGGAAGCCCUCAUCAAGUCAUUCGGCAGCAUCGACACUCUCUGGAGGACAAUGCUGACCACCGCAAACGCAAUGACCGGUCCUGGUUUCGUCUGGCUGGUCCAAGCAAAGCAGCGCUCUACUUCAGCCGCUGGAAACACUUCCUCCCUGCCUGAAUACAGAAUCCUUACCACCUACAACGCCGGCACUCCAUACCCCGAAGCCAUCUAUCGCCAACAGGGCGUCGACCAAAGCACAGCGAUUGGAUACAACGGUUCAGCUGGUUCUUUUGGCUCCACCUCAGCACGCGGAAGAGACACACCCAAGCUCCCUCCAGGCACUGAGCUCAUUACUCCUGCUCUCUGUGUCAGCACCUGGGAACACUGCUACCUGCCUGAGUACGGCGUGGACGGCAAGGCAAAGUACCUGAUCGAAUGGUGGAAGUCGAUCAAUUGGGGAGCUGUCGACAACAGAGUCGAGAAGAGACAGAAGCUCGGCGACAACAACGUUUUCGACAAGGGUCCCAGUGUAUAA